This is a messenger RNA of Suillus clintonianus, 3636 nucleotides long. RefSeq lists its product as uncharacterized. The transcript has 5 exons. The record is from RefSeq and is a predicted model, not a curated record. Lineage: Eukaryota; Fungi; Basidiomycota; Agaricomycetes; Boletales; Suillaceae. Bases 19 to 3318 code for a protein of 1099 amino acids.
AAACUUUGUCCAUGAACGAUGACCUCGCCGUCGUCGUUGUCGUUGUCGUCGUCGAUGGAGUGGAUGAAUCCGUGGAGUAAGUCGCUUUCCUCCCAGACGACUCUCGAAUCACCCGCCACGAUGCCAAUUCAUUUCUUCUCUGAAUCACAACGCAGCCUCGGGGACUCAUUCACCCGACGUGCGAGCAUAACCCAGCAGCCUCGAGAACCAAAGGGAAAGGAGAAGGACCUCUCAUCUCAUGAUUCCUCUCUCAGAUAUCCCUACUUGUACCCUUCACAGCAGCAGCACUCUCAAACCAAAUCCACUCCAAAGCCCACAUCUCCAAGAAAGCCCCGUACCUCCCUCCUCUUCUCUCUCGUCCGCAAAAAGACUGGCUCUACUACUAGCCCUGUUUCCCAAUAUUCGCAUCCGCUAGUCAUGCCCGGGGUCAUGGAGAUCACUCGCCCAUAUUCAUAUGUCCAAGAAGAAGAGGAGCGAGAGAGACUUAGAGAUGCUGCGGCUCAGAGUAUCGGCCUUGUCGACUAUGCUGCCAGCGAGCACCCAGAGGAUACUCGGGAGGACCUAGUUGGCCCUGUGCCACCAUCAGCGACCAUUGAUUCGCACAUAUCCUUACCUUUGCCUAUACCUCCAUCACCCAUACCUUCACCAACUCCUACUCUCUUACCUCAUCUCCCGCCUUUCCCCACAACCCUUGCCUCCCUUGGUUCACGAAUCACACUCAUGGGCACAUUCCCCAAAUUCUGUCCCUCAUCCUCCCUCCUCGUAUACGCCCUCGCAAAGCAAUGGAAGACAAGAUCCAUCGUCCUCACAACUGCGACCUCGGCCGCCGCACAAACAGUCACACACCUGCAUCUCUUCAAAUCAAAUCUUCCCUCAUCCUCAGAGAUUCAUCGCUUACCUAUCACCCAAGACACCGCGAUAUACGUAGCUGAGCACUCCGGACCCAGCAUGAACACCACGCGGACCAGCACCCUCAGUAAACGCGACAGUAGGAGCGGGGCAAGAGGCAGUGGAGGCAAAUCAAACGGCACCGUCGUUGCUAUCGAGCAGGGUGAGAUCAUUUGGCAUUUUGAGAUGCAGGACCCGAACGAGAGACAAAAUUGGAUUGGUGCUAUAAAAGCAGUUGUCCUGGGGCAAAGAUCCAUGCGUGCAGGUAUCACCGCGUCACCACACCUCAGGGGGCACGAGCCUCGCGGGGACAUGGAUGUCAUGCUCUCCAUGCGACUCCAAGCGUCAUUAUCUUCCGCCGCAUCCCCUGUACCACCCCCUGCUUCGUCACCCCGCACCUCGUCGUCUCCCCCACCCGUGUUGGCUGGUGGUGCGUCCCCACAGCCCGCGUCACCAAUUCGCGCCUCUUUGUCGCUCGAGGGCAUGCGUUCCCAACCGCACACAAGGUCGUCGACACCCAGCAUACCUGCAAGCACCGAGCUCUUCACUCGCGCAUCAAGUAUCAAGUCAAAUAAGAAAUCCAGCGCACAUAGAUCCAGCUCAAGGUCCAGUCCAAGCUCUGUUUCCAUGCUCUCACCAACGCACUCUUCCAAAUCGUCGACGUCUACUACCAAGACGAUCAAGGGCAUGUUUGCACCUCGGUCUCGUUCGCCGUCUUUGUCUCUCAACGGACACGAGCGGGAAAGUGAGUAUGCAGAAGAGAGCUUUGGGACGGUGGGGAGCAGUUUAAUGGGUAUCGCCAGUGGCGUGGGCGUGAGCACCAAGAGGAGCAGCUCGCCAAUGCGCCGCUCGGACUCACCCGUACCAAGCGUGGCAUCGUCAGGGCGCGACGGGUCUAGCGUGCACCUACCAAAUGAGAGCAUACACAGUGGAUGCGUGAGCUCGAGCAUCUGCAGCGCCAGCAUCAACGGAAUCCCUGCUUGUGAUCUCAAGAUCGUCAAAGAGGACGAACGGUGGGCUCCUUCUCCAUCCACUGAUACACCCGAGAAUUCGCAGUCACAUACGGCUCUGCUUUCCCACUCGAAUUCACAUUCGCACUCUCUUCAACCACCCCCGAGGUGUAGGAAGCAUACGUUUGUGCAUCCACUUGCAGACGACAUAUGCCAAGAGAUGGAUACUGUGCCCAGUAUCCAUACUUUUACUGAGGACUCCUCAGGUACCACCGUCACCCCACGCUCCAUCACCCCCAUCCCCACGCCCAACCCAGCACGUCUAUCAGUGCAAACCACAUCUACCACGGCCUCCAGCUCUGUCGAAAGAUCUGGUUCUUCAUCCUCCACGCCCUCCCGCCGAUGGUCUCGAACGCUUCCAAAGCGGUUAACACCUCCAAGUGGCCCCCUCCCCCUAACACCACCGUACGAAUCUGAGCUGAGCAUCAGCCCCAGCUCUGUGAGUUCUGAUAGCCCAGGCGCAGCGUUUUGGAAACGUGCGAGCGGGUCGAGUAGUGUGAGUAGUGCGAGCGCGAGGUCGAGCUCGAUACAACAUUCUGCUCAGCGCACGAGCCCAAUUGGUUCUUUCGGUGUUAUUGGUAUGGGUAAUGGAAGUAUAGGCGUGGGGGGUAAACGCCGCUCGAUGCCCCCUCCGCGCCCUGCACCGAGCUUUGCGCCUCCACCUGCGCCUGAGCAACAACAGCCGCAGCCGCAGCCCCAACCCCAACCCCAACCCCAAUCCCAGAAAACACUGUUCAGAACGUCUGUUGCUCAGCGCGCGUUGAGGCUUAGCUUGACUGCACCACGUCCACCACCGUCAGGGGUCCUACCGCCACGCCCAGACGAACCUGCAUACGCACAAGUUCACCGCAAUAGCGAAGAAAUACCAAUACGUCCUGAUAGUGCUGCGUCCUCGCGGAGCAUGUCUAUCAAGCAGCGUCUGCGGAUUCUUAGUGCUCCGUCACCUGUCGUCCCGUCGCAUGAUACCACACCCGACCAAAUCGCGCCUCCCCUUACCAGUACUAUUGCGCCCCACAUCAUUAGCAGGAGCACCAGCACCAGCAGCACCGGCAGCAGUACAGGUAGUAGUACCACCCAUUCACGACCCCAAACGCCCCCCCUCCCAGGCACGCCCAUAACAACGAUGCAGAACCACCCAAGCUUUUUAUCGCUGAAUGCACCUCUUCCUACGAUUCCACCACGUAAUCCGCUCCGCCCAGCUCCGCCGCCGCGCCUCGCACCUGAGAUUACGUCAUUGUCGCCGCCUCCGAGACGGGGGAGUAAGCAGCUUAUGGUUGCGCAGCAUGUCCCUGAUAGUGAGGAUGAGAGGGAGAGGGAGGAGAAGGAGAGUGUAAAUAGAGAGUCUGGCCUCCCUGAUUUCUCGGAUAUUCGCGGGCAUGGGGAUUCGGUGGUGUCGCUUGGCUUCGUAGCCUUGGAGUGAGGGUGGAGUGAUGUGUUUGUCUGUCACGAGCUUUGAACUUUGGGCGCUAAGCUUUUAUCCCUUCUUGCAGUCGUCGGGUUCAUAUCUUUUUGCAUUCAUGUUGAACGUUGUGGUGCAUAUCAUUAGCUUAGUCCACACACGCAAUCUACAAUGUACACAUACAUUACAUAUCCGCCAGCGGCUUCUCGCUGUGCUGUGCCGUUGGUAUUUAUCAUUCAUGAUUGGGGCAUCGGCAGCCCUGUGGAAUCGGAUGUCUGUGUCUGUCUCUUGUCGUGUACCUCGCGCGCAGUAAUCAAUAAUGCGUAUGAACCGAUGCCC